AUGCCCUUCUCAGUGCCAAUGGUUUGGAGAGAACCUAAAGGCCAUGUUACAGACUGCUAUUUUAGCCUCACGAAUAUUAAAGGUAUUGGAUCGAAGUCUCAACAUACGAUUAAGUACUUUAAUUUACCAUCAGCUUUAAGACCUGUUAAACACAGUGAACAACUUCCUAUUCCAAAAGCAUCAGAACCUUGUAGUCUCGAUGCUAAACUUGAAUCGACUGGUUCUUUAAGUGAUGUUACAGAAACCGCAAAGGAAAUUACAACCCAUCCUUUAUUUGAUUUACCAGGAUGUUCAACAGCGCCGCAUCUAAUUUCACAGGGUGAACUUAAUGACUUAGUUUAAGAUCUAAGCCUAUCAAAAUCGCAGUUCGAACUUUUAGCAUUC
Molecule: messenger RNA, 384 nt
Organism: Psylliodes chrysocephalus
Lineage: Eukaryota; Metazoa; Arthropoda; Insecta; Coleoptera; Chrysomelidae
Source: the annotation of a GenBank genome assembly